UUCCUGCUAUCAAUCAUAGCAGUUGCUAUUAGUAGAUUCCCGCACUUUUCAAAAUUUGGCUACUUUUCUUUGUCGCCGUCUCUCAUGAACUGAAAUGAAUUUUAUCAAAAAUCAUUCCUUUAAAUCCAAAAACAUCUUGUUUUCACGCUGUAAUUUUAAAUCUUCGGUUGCAUUACUUGAAAAUCUGCCAUUCAAAACUGAGCCGCAUGCCGAAAAUGACAUUAAACUCAACCCAGUAAAUUUCCUCAACAAUCAGUCCAAAUCAAGAAACUUAACACUCAUAGAAACCAAAAUCACGCAUGCCCUUUUACUCAAAACAUGUGUAUUUUACUCCGAUAUCUUUACCACCAACAAUUUGCUCGAUUCUUACUUCAAAUGUGGUAAGGUGGAUUGUGCGUUUCAGUUGUUUGAAAAAAUUCCCCAAACAAAUAUCGUUACGUGGAAUUUGAUGAUUUCAGGAUGUAAUGAAAAUUUUCUUUUUGGAGACUCGUGGUGGGUAUUUUGCCAAAUGCAUCUUUGGGGUAUUGGUAUGAAUCAGUUUACUUACGGGGGUAUUCUUUCUGCUUGUUGUGCUUUGGGUAGUGUGGUGUGUGGGGAGCAGGUUUAUGGGUUUGUGGUGAAAAAUGGGUUCUUUUUAAAUGGUUAUAUUCGUGCUGGAAUGAUAGAUUUAUUCUCAAGGAGUUGCAGGUUCAAGGAUGCUUUGAGGGUGUUUUAUGAUGUUUCGUGUGAUAAUAAUGUGGUUUGUUGGAAUGCUGUUGUGUCUGGGGCAGUUAAGAAUAACGAAAAUUGGCUUGCUUUGGAUAUUUUUGUCCAAAUGUGUCGUCUUGGGUUCUUGAUGCCAAAUGGUUUUACGUUUUCAAGUGUUUUGACUGCCUGUGCUGCACUUGAAGAGCUUGAGUUGGGAAAAGGUGUUCAAGGAUGGGUAACCAAAUGUGGUGUAGGAGAAGAUGUCUUUGUGGGCACUACUAUUGUUGAUUUGUAUGCCAAAUGUGGAGCCAUGGAUGAGGCUGUUAAGCAAUUUAAGCAAAUGCCUGUUCGCAAUGUUGUUUCUUGGACUGCCAUAAUCUCUGGUUUUGUUCAGCAAGGUGAUUCAAUUUCUGCUGUUUGGGUUCUUGACAAAAUGAGAAAAACAGGAGAAGAUAUUAACAACUUCACCAUCACAAGUGUGCUUGCAGCUUGUGCUAAUCUGUCUAUGUUUACAGAGGCAAUGCAGAUCCAUUGUUUGAUUUUAAAGAUCGGACUCUAUUCAGAUUCAGCAGUGAAAGCAUCUUUGAUAAAUAUGUACUCGAAAAUUGGAGUGGUUAAUUUAUCUGAGAUGGUGUUUGCAGAGACUCAAAGGUCGAAGCAACUAGGAGUUUGGACUAAUAUGAUAUCUGCAUUUGCUCAGAACGGACGUUCUGAAAAAGCAAUUAACCUGUUUCAGAUAAUGUUGAAAGAGGGUAUGGUACCUGAUAAAUUCAGUACUUCCAGUAUCUUGAGCAUCGUGGACUGUCUAACUUUAGGAAGACAGAUUCAUGGCUAUACUCUUAAAGCUGACAUGGCCUCUGAUGUUUCUGUGGGUAGUUCUCUUUUCACGAUGUACUCAAAAUGUGGUAACUUAGAGGACUCUUACAAAUUUUUUGAUAAACUCGAAGGUAAAGAUAAUCUUUCAUGGGCCUCUAUGAUUGCUGGCUUCGCAGAACAUGGAUUAGCGGAUAAGGCGAUUAUGCUGUUCAGAGAGAGAUUGUUAGAAGAAUUCAUUCCUGAUGAAAUGAGUUUAUCUGCUGUUCUAAGUGCGUGCUCUGCUCUUCGUUCCUUGAAGAUAGGCAAAGUAAUUCAUGGUUUCGCUCUUCGAUAUGGCUUUGGUGAGCAGAUGAUCAUUGAUGGAGCACUUGUGAAUAUGUACUCAAAAUGUGGUGAUCUCAAUUCAGCAAAGAUAGUUUUUAAAUUGAUGCCUUUUAAAGACCAGGUUUCUUGUUCCUCAUUAGUUUCAGGGUAUUCCCAAAGUGGAUAUAUUGAGGAGGCUCUGCAGCUUUUCCAUGAAAUUCUUCUAUCUGAUUUGAAUAUUGACGCCUUCACAAUUUCAUCUAUACUUGGGGCUGUUUCCCUCUUAAAUAUGCCAGACACUGGUACUCAGUUGAAUGCACAUAUUAUAAAAAUGGGAAUAGAGUCAGAAGCUUCAGUAGGAAGUUCACUUGUUACGAUGUAUUCAAAAUGUGGAAACUUCGAAGAUUGCAGUAAAGUGUUCCAACAGAUAAAAAAUCCUGAUUUAGUUUGCUGGACAACGAUGAUCACAAGCUACGCUGAACAUGGGAAAGGGUCAGAAGCUUUACACGUAUAUGACCUUAUGAGAAAGUCAGAAAUAAUGCCAGACUCGGUGACUUUCGUUGGUGUUUUAUCUGCUUGCAGUCAUGCAGGUUUAGUUGAAGAAGGGUAUUUCCAUCUAAAUUCAAUGUCUAGAGAGUACGGAAUUGAGCCUGGUUACCGGCAUUAUGCCUGUAUGGUGGAUGUUCUUGGUCGUGCAGGAAAACUAGAAGAGGCUGAGAGGUUUAUUUCUAACAUGCCUAUAGAACCUGAUGCUUUAGUGUGGGGAACACUACUUGCUGCUUGUAGAGUUCAUGGCGAUAUUGAGCUUGGGAAGCUCUCUGCUGAAAAGAUCAUGGAAUUAGGGCCUUCUGAUGCUGGAUCUCAUGUUUCAUUGUCAAAUAUCUGUGCUGAUGCAGGCCAGUGGGAAGAUGUACUGAAAAUCAGAGCUUCCAUUAUAGAAACUGGAGUUUGGAAGGAACCUGGAUGGAGUUCUGUAUGAAGCGUAGCCUGACCUUUGGGGUAAAGAUUUAUUAUUCCCUGACCUUAAUUAAAUUUUCCAUUCGAAUAUUGCCAAACUGUUUUUUAGGGAGAUUGUUAGAUUGCAUGGAGUUCCCUAGUCUAUCACAUCAGACCGGGAUACAAAAUAUUUGGGGGACUUUCGGAUUACUUUGUGAAAGUUGUUUGGAACCAAUUUGAAUCAAAGCAGCACUGCACAUCCCUAAACUGAUAGACAAAUUGAGAUUACUAACCGUACCCUUGGAAAUACGGUUCGAAGUGUUUGUGGAGAUAAACCUAAACAGUGGGAUCUUGCACUACUUCAAGUGGAUUUUGCAUAUAACAGCGUAGUUCAUACCGUUAGGGUCGGUCUCGUUUGCUAUUGUGUAUACAAAGGUUCCUUACCGUGCGGUGGAUCUAGUGAAAUUGCCUAAAGGUGAUAAUAGGGGUGUCGCUGCUGAACAUCUGACAAAAAAGGUGUUAGCAAUCUGUGAUGAAGUAAAACAGAAGUUGGAGAAAACUAAUGCGAAGUAUAAGGCAGCAACAGAUUCACAUCGAUAGGAUAAACAAUUUCAAAAAGGGGUCCCAGUGAUGAUGUUUUUGAGAAAGGAGAGAUUUCCUGUUGGUACUUGCAACAAGCUGAAACCAAGAAAGAAUGGGCCUUUCAAAGUGUUUAAGCCGAUUAACAACAAUGCCCACAUUAUUGAUUUACCAGUUUCUAUGAGCAUUUCUCGAACGUUCAAUGUGGCAGAUUUGUAUGAGUUUCAUAAAGAUGAUAAGCCUUUAUAUCCAAAUUAUAACUUGGGGUCGAGUUCUUCAGAGGUGGAAGAGACUGGUGUAGGACAUGUUGGGGAAAAUGUACUAGUAGGGGGAAAAUUUCCUAACUUCAGAUUGGACCCAUAAGACCAUUCUGAAAAGAAGAUGACGAGAUGAACAAUAUUCACAGCUAUGCUAUGAUGUACGAUGAAUUUCAGCCAUUCAAGUUCGUUUAGGACUCGAAAACUGAUUUUUAAAGU
Messenger RNA from Olea europaea var. sylvestris, 3797 nucleotides. Its product is annotated as pentatricopeptide repeat-containing protein At1g74600, chloroplastic. The transcript has a single exon. The record is from RefSeq and is a predicted model, not a curated record. NCBI's taxonomy places the organism in Eukaryota, Viridiplantae, Streptophyta, Magnoliopsida, Lamiales, Oleaceae. Gene Ontology annotation, molecular function: protein binding; RNA binding. Gene Ontology annotation, biological process: RNA modification. Bases 95 to 2785 code for a protein of 896 amino acids.